Messenger RNA from Rotaria sp. Silwood2, 1110 nucleotides. The record is from the annotation of a GenBank genome assembly. NCBI's taxonomy places the organism in Eukaryota, Metazoa, Rotifera, Eurotatoria, Philodinida, Philodinidae.
AUGAAACGAAAGACUCCAUUCACCUCAUCAGUAAAAAAUAAAUCUAAAUCAAGAUCAACACAACAUAUAGAAGAUAGUUCAUCAGAUGAUCAGUCAUCUAAGCAAGUAAUGGAAGAUAACUUAGAUGAACAGUCAAACGAAAAGGAAGUAGAAAAGAAACAAACUAUUUGGGAUCAAAUUACUCGAAAGCAAUUUAUAUCGGCUGUUAAGGAAUUAGGAUCUGAUAAAAAACAACUUGAUGAGGAAACAUGGCGUUUUAAUGAUUUCACCCGUUCUAAAGAAUCUAUUUGGAGCCGUUUGAUAUCGAAAUUGAAAUUAAAUCAAACAGAAAACAUACGUCAAUCUUUGUAUAAUGUUUGGCGACGAAAUCGUCAAAAAAGUGCAGAUGUUCUGUUCGAAAGUCAUCAGGAUUCAGUUGAAAAAGUUCAUAAAUCAGAUAAAGAAAAUAAAGUCGAGCUUCUUUUACCGAAAUCUGUGAAUAAGUCUACAGCGUCCGAUGAGUCUUCUCCACAUGCACAGACUCGUUCGACAGUUGAACAGGAAUCGAACACAUCAACAAUAGUUGAGGCAUCAUUCAUCUUGACUUUAAAAGACUGGAAAGACAUUUACAACAGCUCCACACGUAAAAUGGUACCAGGUUGGACAGAUAUGAUGUCUGAGAAAGUGCGUUCAUGUAAUUUUCGUUGUACCUUAGCUCUUAAAAAUCAUCAUGUUAGCCUUGAAGAGUCACAUAAAAUAAAUUCUUCUUUUUCUCAUUGUAUAGCCACGUGUAAGACGCCUUCAUGCAAGCGAACAUUUGAAGUUUUUAUCAGAGAUGAACCAAUAUAUAGAGAUAGUAUUGUUGUUCAUAUACGAGCUGGUGGAGACGAAGACCAUAGUGCAGAUGAAAAGGCAAUAGUACGACAUUUAACUGGAAAAGCUAGACUUGAAGUUGGAAAGGCAGCCAGUGCCAUCGGCUGCUUAAAAGUCUUACAACAAAAAGUAGAAAAUGCUGAUGAAGAAAUGUUAUCCGCUCGUAAUUUUACCGGAUGUGAGUCUAUGGAAGUUAUUAAACAUGCAGCAGCAGAUUACCGGAAAAAUUUUCAACUGGACGAAGAUAUUUUCCGAUAA